Messenger RNA from Liolophura sinensis, 1792 nucleotides. RefSeq lists its product as uncharacterized. Bases 178 to 1470 code for a protein of 430 amino acids. The record is from RefSeq and is a predicted model, not a curated record. The transcript has 13 exons. Gene Ontology annotation, molecular function: protein binding. NCBI's taxonomy places the organism in Eukaryota, Metazoa, Mollusca, Polyplacophora, Chitonida, Chitonidae.
CGAGUAGUGUACAUUGACAACCGAUUUUAGAGGCGAUACAAAUUUCCAUUUUGAAACAUAAUUUAAAUUAUAUUUUCCCCUCUGUUCACAUGUAAUUUUGACGUUUCGAGCACUCGGGUUCCCAAGAAGGAGCAGGAGGUGAUCAAUAGCAUUGAGUAAAGGGGAAUUGAAAUCAAGAUGCCAGGAAAGACUGGAAAGAAAGGCAACAAGAAAGGGAAGAAGAAAGGAGCCAGUAAGAAAUUACCUGGACGCAAUGAAACAGCCGAAGUUGUUGUUAAAAGGUUGUUGAAGUGUUAUGAGAAAAACUGUGCUUUCACUGAAUCGCAGAUGUGCCCUGGUAUUCGAGAUGGUAUGAAGAAAUGCAUUGAGAACAAUUCACUUCUUGUUAAGUUCAUCCUGCAGGCUCCAGAUGUUGUUGUUCCAGACACUCCCCCGAUUCUGCUGGACCCAUUGUUGGCAACAUUACGCUAUGAGCGUUACACAUUCAUCCGAGAUCUGCACAUCUGGGACUAUCCAAUGUCCUACAACACUGUAGCCUCUGUGGCCUUGUUAAUGGAGAAGCGUUUUUAUCCAAUCAGAGAGCUUGAAAUGAUGGACUGUUUGCUGACAGCACCUCACAUUGAACGCUUGUCCAGAUCAUUUCGAGCUAGCCAGUCCCUGACCACAGUGUCGUUUGACUACAAUGAGUUUGGUGACGAAGGCUGCUAUAAGCUGUGUUUGGGACUCAGUGGCAAUGUGAAUGUAGUGUCUGUCAGCCUCUGUUACUGUGGACUGGGGGUGAUCAGUGGGAAGCUGCUUGGGGAGAUGGUCUCUACCACUGCUGUCAGGGACCUGUACCUGGACGGGAAUGACCUGGAGUGUGAAGGUGUCAUGGAAUUGAUCCAGCGUUGUGCAGACAUGGCUGAAAAUGAGGCAUUUGAAAGAGAGGAGAUGGCACGAAGAAAAGCUGAACAAGAGGCCGAGGAAGAAGCUCUGAGGAAGACUGGGAGGUAUUCCCCUUUACGAGGAGACCUCAGUAUGGGCAGUGGUACAGACAGUGCGAGGUCACCGUCACCAUCCGCCAAGAAGAAGAAGAAAAAGAAAGGUAAGAAGAAAAAGAAAAAGGAACCACCCCCUCCACCCCGUGUGGGACCCUGGAUAUCCAAACUUCACAUUGCUAACAAUGGCAUUGAUGGAUACGGCAAAGGAGCCAAUUUCGCGCCUGUGAUUUGCAUGAAACUAAUUAGCAGCCUGAUCAUGAACUCUGACUGUUUUGCGGAAAUUGAUCUCGAGGACAACCUGAUAGGGGACCUGGCUGGGAGAGAACUCUUAGAGGCCCUGGAGAAAAGGGCAGAAGCAAAACUUCCGUCCAUGAAGGUGAGAACUACCCAUCGUCUGAACACCGAAACAUUUAGUGCAAUAGUGAAACUAGGGGCGGGACUGAAGAAGAAGAAGAAAAAGGGCAAGGGAAAAAAGAAGAAAAAAAAAUGAGUCUGGAUGAAGUCUGCAUCACAUCAUGGCGUUUAUUUCCCGGUCAUCUUGUUUACACUGGACGGUAGAUCUAUAUAUUUAGUGUACUUACCUUUCCUAAACAUGUGUUCAACUUAAACAUUAAAAAUCAAUGCCCUUUUGUUCUAACAUACACAAGAACCGGAUUCAGAAAUACAUUCAGUGUAGUUUACUUUUGAAUUUGGAUAGCCUAUUUGUUAUUAGUAUCUUCACUUCCACUACAUGUUUUAAUAGUGCAUUGUUUUAUUGACAGCUGGUAUGUUUCAUGUUUACUAUAUUAGCAAGUUAUUUAAUUUCACCUGUU